CUCUCUGCCAUGAACCAGGCUCGAGCUGGUCCCCGAGGAGAAUAACAUUUUUUUUUCUAAGCAGAAGGGAAAAUAAAAGACAAUUCUUUGGUUGCUAAGGGUGAGUGAAGACUUUCAAAAUGGCUCAGGGAACCAGUGAUCAAAGUACAGUGGGUAUUGCUGACCCAGAAGAGACUACUCCAAAUAUGAUUGUCUACAGAAAAAUUGAAGAUAUCAUUACAAAGAUGCAGGAUGAUAAGACAGGCGGGGUACCCAUCAGGACAGUAAAGAGUUUUCUGUCCAAAAUCCCCAGUGUUGUCACAGGUACCGACAUUGUGCAGUGGAUUAUGAAGAACCUUGCUAUUGAGGACCCAGUUGAAGCAAUACACUUGGGAAGCCUUGUAGCUGCCCAGGGUUACAUCUUUCCCAUAUCAGACCAUGUCCUUACCCUGAAGGAUGAUGGCACCUUUUAUCGAUUCCAGGCUCCAUACUUCUGGCCCUCCAACUGCUGGGAACCUGAAAACACUGACUACGCCAUUUAUCUAUGUAAGAGGACAAUGCAGAAUAAAGCAAGGUUGGAAUUGGCAGAUUAUGAAGCUGAAAACCUCGCAAGACUCCAGAGGGCCUUUGCAAGGAAGUGGGAAUUCAUCUUUAUGCAAGCAGAAGCCCAAGUGAAGAUUGAUCGGAAAAAAGAUAAAACAGAAAGAAAAAUUUUAGAUAGUCAAGAAAGAGCCUUCUGGGAUGUCCACAGGCCAGUGCCAGGUUGUGUGAAUACAACAGAAAUGGAUAUCAGAAAAUGUCGUAGGAUGAAGAAUCCCCAGAAGGUCAAAAAGUCAGUGUAUGGAGUGACAGAAGAAUCUCAGUCCCAAAGUCCUGUGCAUAUACCUACCCAGCCAAUCAGAAAAACUACAAAAGAGGACAUCCGAAAACAGAUAACAUUUUUGACUUCACAGAUAGACAGGCAUUGUUUAAAGAUGUCCAAAGUAGCUGAAAGCUUAAUUGCUUAUACGGAACAGUAUGUGGAAUAUGAUCCUUUGAUAACUCCAGCCGAACCUUCUAAUCCAUGGAUCAGUGAUGACAUUACUUUAUGGGACAUAGAGAUGAGCAAAGAGCCCAGCCAACAACGUGUAAAGAGAUGGGGAUUCUCCAUUGAUGAGGUACUAAAGGACCAAGUGGGGCGAGAUCAGUUCCUUCGUUUUCUGGAGUCGGAAUUCAGUUCAGAGAAUCUCAGGUUUUGGUUGGCUGUUCAAGAUCUCAAGAAACAACCUUUACAGGAUGUGGCAACUCGGGUGGAAGAAAUUUGGCAAGAGUUUCUGGCUCCUGGAGCCCAAAGUGCAAUCAAUCUGGAUUCUCACAGCUAUGAGAAAACAAGUCAAAAUGUCAAAGACCCAGGGCGAUACACAUAUGAGGAUGCACAGGAGCACAUUUACAAGCUGAUGAAGAGUGACAGCUAUACCCGGUUUCUUCGAUCUAAUGCUUACCAGGACUUACUACAGGCAAAGAAGAAGCCAGAAAAUGAGCAAGGUCGUAGAACUUCCUUAGAAAAGUUCACUCGCAGUGUGUGCUGCUGGCGCAGAAUAAGACUGGCUACCGCGUUUCACCCCAGAGGUGGCUACCUUCCAGCAGCGGGGAAAGUCACUGGUGGGCAAGCGCCUCACGGGCCUGAUGCAGUCCUCCUGACAGUUCCGCCAGCUGAGACGGCAGCCGCUGACCACGUGGGCGGGCGGCGCCGCUCCACAUCUGCAGAAAGACUAACCUUAAGGGGCGAUUUGAUUACUGUGAAAGAAAAGGAGUGAGGGGGAGAAGGGAGGUUGAGGAAAGGAGUACGUGCCUAGGACUGGAUGGGGUGGAAAAUGCAGAAGAGAAAAAGAAACCAACCGCAGAGCUGCAGAGAUGCCGCUUUACAUAGUUUACAUCAACAUUUUCUUACCUGUAUAGCUUUGUUAUGACACUCCGUUCCCUAAGAGGUCCUUGUUUCUUCUCACCUGAAUUAAGGGAAGAAUGCCUCACUGUGAACAGAGAGUUUGGCAGGGCCAAAGUUUUCCUGCUAAGACUUAUUACUUGCUAUCAUUAUCAUUAUUAUUGUUACUGCUGUUAUUAUUAUUAUUACUACUACUACUGUCCAAAUUAUCUUUCCUUAUGGGAAAAGAGAGAAAGGAAAGCUAGGUGAACACAAUCAGUAUUAAUUACCAUUCUCCCUUUUCUCUGGCAAAUCCACAACUCUAAUAGGGACAAGCCUGCUACUGUCACAAUCACACCUCCACCCCCAUCCAUCCCCCAUUUGUGGCUACCUAGGCACAAUAAAAUAGUCACCAGAAGCUGCUUCCACUUAAGAAGUAUGAUUCAUUUCUUCUGCACUUUGAAAGCAUUCUAGGGGUUCCCUUCCCCCAUCCCUUCAAGCCCUUCACUCCCCCUCAGACAGACUUAGAGAAAAUGCUGAUUGCCUUUCUCCUUAGUUGUCUCUUGGUCCGGAGAAAUCAAAGCAUCCAUGAUUCCCUCUACAGAGAAAAAGAGCAUCAGUGCAUAAAGAAGAGCCACAGAUUUGUUAUUUAAGGCUUGAAAGACUUGUCAUUUUAUCAUUUACUUCUUACACUUCUUCUAAGUAUAUUCCCUCCCGCUUUAUUCAGAGAUUAAGGUCUGGUAAGAACUCUGGGGAUACUGGAGUUCUCCAGGUUUCACCAAUCUAAGAGAAAGAUGAAAAGAGGGGAAAAGUCUUAGUCUAGGGGAGUCAACUGUCUAUUUGACUGGCCAACAAUUCCUCAAGUUGGUUUGUAUAUGGUCAAAUUUCUCAAUAAGAACUCAGAUAUGCCCAGAUACAGCACUAGUGGCAAAGGAAUUGUCAGUACCUACAUAGCACAUCUCAAAAUGGUACUGCAUAUAUAAGAAGUGCAGAAAAUGAUAUAAACAAUAAUAUCAAUUAUUUGGUAUAAUUACAUCAGCAUGUAAACUAAACUAACAUGGACAAACUGUGUCUAGAUUUCUUUACAAUCUCUAUCCUCCCUGGAUAUCUGUCAUCAACUAGCAUUUACCAGAGUGGCACUGCUCCCUACAGACCCCCAGAUAAAAGUAUUGAUAAAUCUGUAGCCCAGUAAGACCAUGUUUUUCCAAGUCAAUUGCUCAAUCAUCUCUAAUUUAUUUUCAACCACAUCCUUUUAGACAUCAUAAACACAAGGCAGCAGAAAUAAAAAUGAUUAUCAUUGGUGAUUUCUUGCUUCAUAUAAUGAAAUUUUAGAAAUUAAGUACCUUAAGUAAGGAUACAUUCAGACUUCACACACCAUCACCUCUGUUCUUUAAAUCUGAUUUGUUCCUUUUUUCAUUUCUGGCCCAAAAUGCCGAAUCAGUUCCCUGUAAUGGAUUUUACUUUAUCCUGCCAGAUCUUAGGCAUUACAGCCUUCCAUCUUCCAUGUCUGAGCUGUCAUGGACAUUGGCAAUUUUCUAGUUUCCAGACUUGCUGUACCUCAGUUUCUCUUACCUAUAAAACGGUGAAAAAAUAUUUGCUCCCAUUUGGUGGGCUUAGCAGGAAAUUAUGCAAUAAUUACAAACAUUCUCAGAGCGCCAAAUUUAGUCAGGAAUUGGAUGAACUUGGGCCAUGCUACCUGGAACCUUGUUUCACAUGUGGUAGAUUGCCAAAAGAGGCCACCAAUUCAAUGGCCCCAAGGUAUACCCGGCAUCAGAGAAUCAAUAGAACAAAAUUAUAGAAAUUAUGGGGUUGGGGAUACAGAAGCAAAAAUGGGUCCCUUCCUGGAAUUUUCUAUAGGGAUUAGCCUCAAAUAAUUUAGAUACUGCAUGCCCUGUCCUUGAGCCUAACUGUGGGAAAGGCCACAGGGUCCUUAUAUUAUUAUGUGUGCAUGAACUGCUUGAGGCACAUAAUCUACUUUAGCUUUUGACACCAUCCCUCCGAUCUUACUGCUUUUUACACCCUACCUGCUCUCACAUACAAAUAACCAUUUCUGAGUCCAGCCAGAGAGCUACUAGCAUGUCCCCUAGGUCUCAAAGCAUAGCACAUUACCUCCAUUUCCUUGAUAGGUCAUCAGGAGCAAAAAGAACUUGCUAGUGACAAAGGAAAGCUUUGAAAGUAGAAAUGCUAAAGGUGAAUCAGAGACGUCCUCCACAAUUGUUCCCUGAGCACAGGCACUACGAUCUCUUUUCUCAAGCCCCAGGUGGCUUGCUUACCAUAAAUUGUGUUUCCUGGCACUUUUCCAUGGCUCUAAAAUGGACUUUUCAGGUUAUGUUGUCAUCAGAAUUAUGUGCUCUCUAUUGAAAUCAAAGCUCAUUGGAUGGAUGAGAUUCUCUAACCUGAGAUCGUGGUCUCAGGCAUCAUUGCUGAAUUUAACCAGGGACUUGAGAGAUCUGCUGGAGUCUCAGUUAAGGACAGCUGGCCUCUAAUAGUUGUGAAUUCAGCAUAUUUGAGAAAGUUUUUAGACCUCCAAGGUAAAGGAAAGGUCAACCAAGAUUCUCAAAGUAAGUGGUUUGGGUUCUUUAAGUGAAUUUAUGAUGGAUGUCAUACCCCUCCUAAGGCAGGAAAGAUACCAAAACACCUAAAGAUUGUUGAGCUAUAUGGCAGUUUCCCAAAGGCAGCAUAUGGGUUGCCACUGCAGAAUGCAGUGCAAAGUCAGCAUGUGAGUGCUAGUUCUGGAAUGAAGCUACAUCCACAGUGUCUCGCCUUAGACCAGUCCCUCCAUUAGCCUGACCUCUAUGUUUUCCCAGAGCCCCUGUAGUGGACCAGAUCAGAAUCAAAACAAAUUUCUUAUUGAUUCUUUUCUAUCCCCUUCAUCCCUACCUUCAGUGACAACACUGAAUAUACUCACUGGGCCCAAACUUUGAAAACCCUGUGCUAGAGUAGGUGUGUGACAAUGGUACCUAUAGCAUGGAAUACCGAGGCAGUGUCAAAAGAAACAACCUCCACCCAGGAGGCAAAGUAAACUCCCAGGAUGUCAGUGAACUAAGCAAAAUUUCCAGGAUAAAAGGAUAUGUACAUUUACUUUCUCCAAUAGGGACAAAAUAGAAAAAACAUAGGUUACCAACAGGCAAAUUCCUAAUUUCUUCUGGAAUAAUUCCAUUGCAGGCAAUACAAUAGCAACGAUUGCAGGCAAUACCAAUAUAAUACAAGGACAUUUAUUAAUUACCUACUAGGUUGAGAAUAUUGUAUUGGAUAUUAGAGGAAGUACCAAACUUAAAUGAGAUACCAUUCCUACCUUUAAGAAUCUUACAGUCUCAUAGAAGGAUUGGUAAGAUACACACAGAAGUACAUUUAAUACAUAUUUCAUGAUCAACACAUUAGAGAGGUAUAAAAAACAUGCUUUGAAAGGCCUGGGGGAGAAAGAUAAUUUCCAACAAAAGAAAUCACAGAAGGCUCUUGGAGAAGAUGAUAUUUGAGUUGGGCUCCAAAAGGUCAGUAGGAAUACACAAGGCAUCAGUUAAUAUGCUCCUCUGAGCUAAGUAGGUGAGGAGUCUCCAGGCAUCCAGAAACUGUUUAGCAGACAGCUAAACAGAUUGGUGAGAACUAGCAACAAAGUAGGACCAGACAAUCUGAAUGCAUUUCCCACAGCUACAGACCAAUAUAAUCAAUAUCAUCCAUUGGCUGGGAAUUUGUUAGAAAUAUCCUGAGCUCUCUAUCAAAACCAGAGCCCUUCUUGUGAGAUUCCAAGUUUCUGGUUGUACUCCAGGGAACCCAAUAGAUGCCCUGGCAAUAAACCUCUUCCUAGUCAGUAAACUUGGUAUAUUCAAACUACCUCACCUCCUAGCUAAUACACUAGGAAACUACCAUCUGCUUACUUCUUUUCUUUUGAAUCUGUUUCUCUCCUGUGCCCAAUUCAUAUGCAUGAAUUUUCAAAAGCUACUUCUGAGAUCCAUGCAGGGAGAAUAGAAAGGGACUAGAGACUUUAAGCUCUCUCACUCUCUCUUCAGCAAAGUUUCAUAAUGCUUCCUGUUCCCACUGAGCCAUUACAAUAAAUGACAAUUAAGAUGGUGUUCAAGUUAUCUAGGCAAGAGUAGUAAUGUGCCCCUCAAAAGUCAAGCAUUAAUAAACACAUGGUCUGUAGUAUGGACAAGUAGUAGACAAGCAAUGCAAUAUUCACCCGACCUGUUUUUCUGCCAAAGAGUCCCCAAUGCCCACAACCUAGAAGUUAAUACUACAUGGUAUUAAGGCAUUGUUGGACAGUCUCAGAUGGCAGUUCUAGGGUCAUAAUGUAAUAAAGUAGAAUCUGUAGCAAUAAAGUCCCACAGGUUAGUACAGUGGAGUAGUGCCAGGUUACUAGAGUCAGAAAGCCUUGGAAAAAGCUAUAGGGGAGAUUUUCAUGGAAGUAGAUAAAUGGCGAUCUAGUCAGAUAUACAAGGGGAGGUACCAGGGCUCAAACACAUAGAUCAGACUCAAGUAUUACAAACUCUACCUUUUUUUGCUGUGUGGUAAAAGGAUAUAUUUGAAUGGUCUCUACUGUACUGCAUGUGGUUCUCAGUAAUUUAUUAUUACAGACUUUGGGGGCAAUUGGAUUCCAGAACCAAACUUGCUAGUGUGGUCUGAAAAUAAACAACUUUAACCCCACCGCCUACCCAGAUAAUUCUGUAUGACUCGAUGGGUGGGGGAGCUAGCUUUCUUGGACAGUGAUUUAUCUCUAGCAAAACACAAUAUUCCUCUGCACAUCCAA
Molecule: messenger RNA, 6623 nt
Organism: Antechinus flavipes (yellow-footed antechinus)
Lineage: Eukaryota; Metazoa; Chordata; Mammalia; Dasyuromorphia; Dasyuridae
Gene: RGS6
Product: regulator of G protein signaling 6
Exons: 19
Coding region: 120-1775 (551 amino acids)
Biological process (GO): regulation of G protein-coupled receptor signaling pathway; intracellular signal transduction; G protein-coupled receptor signaling pathway
Molecular function (GO): GTPase activator activity
Source: RefSeq, a predicted model, not a curated record